UGUCGGUGACGCGCGAGUAGGAAGAGGUGAUUCCUGGAGUAGAGAUGGCUGCUCUUGCACCCCUGCCCCCGCUCCCCCCCCAAUUUAAGAGCAUACAGCAUCAUCUGAGGACCGCUCAGGAGCAUGACAAGCGGGACCCUGUGGUGGCCUAUUACUGUCGUUUAUAUGCUAUGCAAACUGGAAUGAAGAUUGAUAGUAAAACUCCUGAAUGUCGUAAAUUUUUAUCAAAGUUAAUGGAUCAAUUAGAAGCCCUUAAGAAACAGUUGGGUGAUAAUGAAGCUAUUACUCAAGAAAUAGUUGGUUGUGCUCAUUUGGAGAAUUAUGCUUUGAAAAUGUUUUUGUAUGCAGACAAUGAAGAUCGGGCUGGGCGAUUUCACAAAAACAUGAUCAAGUCCUUCUAUACUGCAAGCCUUUUAAUAGAUGUCAUAACCGUAUUUGGAGAACUCACUGAUGAAAAUGUGAAACACAGAAAAUAUGCAAGGUGGAAGGCAACGUAUAUCCAUAAUUGUUUAAAGAAUGGAGAGACUCCUCAAGCGGGCCCUGUUGGAAUUGAAGAAGAUAAUGAUGUUGAGGAAAAUGAAGAUGCUGGAUCAUCCUCCCUGCCCACACAGCCGUCUCAGCCAUCAUCAUCAUCAUCUUAUGACCCAUCAUCCAGCAUGCCUUCAGGCGGCUAUACUGGAAUACAGAUUCCUCCAGGUGCACACGCUCCAGCAAAUACUCCAGCAGAAGUGCCUCACAGCACAGGUGUAACGAGUAAUACUAUCCAACCUACUCCACAGACUAUUCCAGCCAUUGAUCCUGCACUGUUUAGUACAAUUUCCCAGGGGGACGUCCGUCUAACUCCAGAGGACUUUGCUAGAGCUCAGAAAUACUGCAAAUAUGCUGGCAGUGCUUUGCAGUAUGAAGAUGUAAGCACUGCUGUACAGAAUCUCCAGAAGGCUCUCAAGUUACUGACUACAGGCAGAGAAUGAAGCCUUUGUAUGACAGAUCUGUGUAUUUUUGGCAUAAGGAACUACCAGUCCAUUACUUUAUCUUCAGCCUAUCAGGAGCACACUUUUAAGAAAGACUUCAAUUCCAUUUAAAAUGACAGUGAAAUCUGUGUGUGUCUAAUUCCUAUUGAAGCACUCAGCAACAGCCUCUGCCAGUUUUCAUUUAUUCCAGUAAACAAGUCUUGAGUUCCUAGGGUCAGUGUUAUCAAUGUCCCCAAAAUGCCCAUUGAACUGGUUCAUCCUUCCAAAAAUGAAAACAUACUUUGUAAAAUUUUAUUGGGAAUAAGUUUUUCUAAUUUACUUACAUUAAGGGUAUUUUUUUAAGUCUAUACUUGGACACACAAACCAUAUUUCUUUGCUAUAAAAUUCUAAAUUUAACUUAAAUUAAAAAUAUUUCUAGAUUAGAGAUUGUUUUUGUUCUCUUCAAGGUUAAUAAAACAAAUAUGAACAUCUAAAAAUAUUAGAUGAGUCCAAGAGAUUAUAUUAAAAACUCAAUUAUUUUCAUGUUAGAUAUAAAUACGUUAAAAAUUUAAGACUUCAUGGAAGGAAAUGUAAGUUUGAAAAGUAGAAUGACUUUUAAAGAAUAAAAUUGGUUUCCCAAAUGCUUCCUCUGAUGCAUUGAAGUGUAAGGUGAAUUGGUGUUUGUUUCUUAGGCAGUUUGACUGCAUGUAUUAAAAAAUGGGGCGGGGGGGAAAUGUAGCCUGGAAACUUGGUGCUUUAAAUUAAGGUUCUCUGCUGUUGUGGGAUGGAAUCCACAGAGUGUAUGGAUGGAAUGAUGCAGAAAAUUAUAGGACUUUAGGUUCUUGGUUUUAAGUUGAUAAUUUUGUGAGGAAUUAUGGACUUACUAUGUCACCUCCUACAUUUGUGCUAUGAAAAAAAUAAAUACAAGGAUUCUUUUAACUAGUUCAACUUAUUACAAAGCCAAAUGUCUGUUUUGAUUUGUGUGGUAGAUUCGUUUUUUGGUUUUUUUUUUUAAGUAUUUAUAUUUAGAUACAGGAAUAUAGAUGUUUCUUUAGUAAGAAAAAAAAAAUUUUUAAUGAAUUUGACAAAUUUACCAGAAAUUUAUCUGGUCAAUUUCAUUUAUGCUACUUGGAUCGUAAUCUUUUAACUUAGGGGUCAGCAAGCUGUGGCCCCUGGGCUAUUCACAUUGUUGUGUUAAGAAUUUAUUGCAAUAAAACCAUCCUUAUUCAUUUUUUUGAUCUGUGGUUGCUCACCACAACUACAGAGUUUGGAGCCUGCAAACCUAAAAUGUUUACUGUCUAGCCCCUUAAGAAAAGGUUUGCCAACAUCUAAUCUAACUGCCCAUUUGAAAGAAAAUAAAUCACUAACUCAUAAUUAUCUGUCGGCUUUUUCCUGCGUAAAUGUGAUGCUUGCCUUUGUACAGGGUUGGUAGAAUAAAUAUUCAAACUUAAUGAACUAUUCUAAAUAAUCACCAAAAAAAGUUCCCAAAAAAACUUACCUCUGGAAAAACGUUCUCGGAUUUUUCAUAAGAUAUGUAGACAUUUGUAGUCUUAAGCAUUUGCAUCUGGAAAUCCAGUACUCUAAUAUUAGUUGUGUAGGAUACCAUUGCAAUUAAAAACUGGUCAGGGUGACCUUUUUAAAAGAUAUAAACACAUUUUAAUUCAAACCUUAACAAGUCUGCACUCUACAAGGUCAAACUUGCCCCCUAUUUGACACCCUUGUUGGUUCCCAGUGGGGAGAGCACAUGGAGAGGAGGAGACAUCAUGGAAAGCAUGAAGUCCACUGAGUAGCCAGAUCUUUGGUGCAGCAGAGUCCCUUUCUGUAAAAUGGAAAUGACACCAUUAGCCACCUCAGAGUUUUAUAAUAAUAAUACAUGAAGUGCUUAGCACCUGGUAGCAUUCCAUAAGUGUUUAUCAUUGUUCAUUUUAAUGCUAUAGUAAUGUAAUAUAAGUUAUUAAUAAUAAUUUAUUUCCUAAAUAUCUAGAAAUUUCACUUGUCUUUGUGGCCAAAGGCUUACAAAUGCUUUCUUGCAUGAGGAGACUGACUGUAAUGAUGUUUUCUAACUUUGUAUUUUUCUUUCUUCAUAUAAAAUCUGAUGAUAAAAUUAGGAUAUGUUUUCUGAUGUUAUACUAGAAUAAGCAAUUUUCAUUUGUUCAUUCAACAUGUAUGCACUGAGCAGCUCCUAUCUACCUAGUAUUGUUCCUUGCAAGAAAAAUAGCAGAAAACAAAACAAAAAAAUACAAUCUCUGCUUCAUAGACUUUAUACAUUCUAAUGGGGAGGAAAUGGACAUAUUCAAUAGAGGUAUACCAUAUAUAGUAUUUGACCAGUGGUUCUCAAAGGGUGAGUGUUAGGAAUAUAAUUCUCAGGCCCUGCCUAGUCCUACCCAAUCAGAAAUUUUCAGGAUAGGACCCAGCUUUUUGAGUUUUCAGAUACUUUAGCUAAUUCCUAAAGUCUGAUCGUCCCUAAUGUUUGAGGGGGUUACCUCUUCCCAAAUCAAGAAGAUUGGGAAGCUGGGAGGAGAGAUUCCCCAGAGGAAGUAGUUCCCAGUGAUGUGGGAACUUGCUAGAAAGUUCUGAGGAUGACACUUUGGAAACUUCAUUAAUGGACAGUGAAAACUAGAGCAUAGACCUGGAAGGUAUGUCCUACAUCCCUAUUUCACAGGUGAAUAAAGUGAGCCACAGGUAGGAUAAUCAAUCUGCCUGAAGUUACACUGCUAAUAGUUAUUUCUAAGCUCAGACUGCCUAGUUCAGAUUAUUAAAAGUAUUCAUAUCCAUAUAAGUUAAUCACCAGUGAGGUGUUAUGAGUGAAUCCCACGUUAUCAGCAUUGUUGGCUGUUCCUUGUAUUUGUGGGGAGCAGAGCAGCUAGAUUUUUCCAUUGUUUGAGCACUAACUUCUAAUUAUGGAUGCUAGAUAGGGAACACAGAGUAUGAACUUCAAUAUAAUUGGACCCUUGAUGUUUGGAACAUACUGGAUUAUGGCCUGAAAUCAAAGGGACUUGAGUUCAGCAGAUAAAAAUCAGGACUUAAGUAACUGUUGCAGUAGAUCAAUGUAUAAUAUUGGAGAGGGUGUCCCACAUCACUAGGGAACCCUAAGUUUUUCAGAUGUGCUUUUGUGCUUUCUUCUUGUUUUUUAAAUAACAUUACUGCCUUUCCUAAUUAGAUAGCGUUCACCUUCAAAAGAUCUGAUUGGAAUAUGGACUUCAAUACAAAAUUAACAAUGAUGUUUGUUUUUAGUUAUUUCCUUGUUCAUCUCCCCCAAAAGAUGUUAAGCUCUUUAAUGGUAAGAGCUCUUUAUACAAAUAUAUAAAACCUGGUGCAUAAUAAGUAUCCCUAACUAAUGGAGUUAAUGGGUGAAUAGAUGAAAGAAUUGUACUGAAAUUAAAAUCUGGGCUGAAAAUGUAGCUUAAUGGAAGAGCUCUUGCCUAACAGACUCAAGCACCAGGUUUAAUCCCCAGUACUGAAAAAAACAUCAAAAUCAGUUGUCAAUCUGUUAUCCAAAAUAGCGACCAUCAGAAUAUUGGAAUAUUACAGUGUCAUGUCAUCUAACAAGUCUCAAUGAUGUCUAACUUACAUAGUUCUUUAUCUUUUGAAAUCAUGAAUUGUAAUAGUGAAUCAGAUGUGCUCAGAACAUUCUUAGAAUAUGUGCUUGUAACAUCCUAGACACUAUACGUCCUCUGCUGACAGCCUACAUAUUCUUAGUCAAUGUAACCUUAUGGCAAAAAAUAAUAAUGUAUCCCACCCAUUAAAAUUAUUUAACAAGUACAAUUUUGUGUGAUAAAAGAAAAAAUAUCCAUACC
Molecule: messenger RNA, 4747 nt
Organism: Urocitellus parryii (Arctic ground squirrel)
Lineage: Eukaryota; Metazoa; Chordata; Mammalia; Rodentia; Sciuridae
Gene: Vta1
Product: vesicle trafficking 1
Biological process (GO): late endosome to vacuole transport via multivesicular body sorting pathway
Cellular component (GO): multivesicular body
Source: RefSeq, a predicted model, not a curated record